Molecule: messenger RNA, 1679 nt
Organism: Caenorhabditis angaria
Lineage: Eukaryota; Metazoa; Nematoda; Chromadorea; Rhabditida; Rhabditidae
Source: the annotation of a GenBank genome assembly
AUGGCGACUUUUGCGUCGAUUGAGCUGAUGAAGAAGCUGAACGAAGAUGAUGAUUUGGAGGGAACGAGUACAUCAGAAGGGGAGAAAGUUUUGGGAAUCGAAAAAAGCGGCCCGAAGCGAAUUGUGACGAAGGAAGUGUCUUCGAUAUUUAAUUUGAAAAAUGAGCUGCUAAAGAAGCAGAGUAAAUUGCAAAAGACGAAUAUAAAAGGGACCACACAUAUAUCCGGAAAAUCGGUGGGUUUUUGGGUUUUAUUCUUGAUUUUUGUAUGAAAACAGCGAAAAAUUGUUUGUAGAACCUGCUGACAACGAAAAAAGAGGAGAAAGAAGCCGCUGAAAAAGAGGCAGUAGAGCGGCGAAAACGAAUCAAUCAAAAUGAGCGGAAAAUGCGAUGUGAACAAGAAAUCGAGUUGGCUCAGCAAAAACUGCGAGAUAAAGCGGCGCUCUACGAUAAAUUAGCCGAAGGCAAUGUGGUUUUGCCAGAAAAUGCUGAAUUUGUGGUGGAUUUUAUGGCGAAAAAACGGGAAAAAGAGAGGAAAUAUGAAGAGGAAGAAGCAUGCUCAUCGUAUUCUUCAAUAACUAAAAAACCUACGAGAGAUCCAACUCCAGAAAGAUAUCAUCAUUCUGAAGGUGAACUUACUAUUUUUCAAACAAAUAUUGGGCUUAAAAUAAUGAAUUUUAUUUCCAGAGCAAAGAGUGUUUGGAGUGUCGCAUAUGCGAUUUUCGAAAGACGAAGAAAAACGGAAGGAGGAAAUUCAGAAUUUGUUGGAUUAUUCGAAGCAAGUUCAGGAGGAUUCGAGGAAAAAUAUGGAGAAAAAAGCGGAAUUGGAAGAGAAGAGAUUGAAGAAAAUCAAUGCGUUGAGAAUUAAAAAAGGAUUGGAACCGAGUAGGUUUUGGGAGAAGUUUUGAAACUCUACAAAUUGGGUUUCUUUGGUUUUUUUUAAAGAAUUUUUUCAAGUUCAAGUAUUUUAUUUUUGGUUUAAAAAAAUUGAGAUUUGCAUAAAAAUUUCACCCAAAUGCUCAAUAGUUUUGAAAAGUACAUAUUUUUGGGUUUAUUUCCGGAGCAUGCUAUUUAAGUAAUCGGUUUCGAAAUUUCCACCUAUAUUCUUCAAUUUUCUUUGAAACGUAUAUUUUUAAGGUUUUUGAAAAUGUUGAAAUUGCAAAAUUUUUCAUUCACUUUCAAAAUUUACUGAAAAAAAAUCCUUUAAUUUUUUUUCAAUUUGAAGUUAAUCUCCCGGAAUUUCUUGGAUCAGAAAUCCUAAUCUAGAUCAAUUUUCUAAAAAUCUUUUUUUCUUGGUUUUAAAAUUUUUGAAAAAAUUAUUGAUUUCCGAAUUGUUACCCAAACUUUCAAGAAAAAUUCAGAUUUCAAUUUUGGAAUAUUUUCUUGCCGCCCAAAAAAUCCCAAUAUUUUCCAGUAAAACCAUCAGCACCUCCUCCAUCACAACCAUCAAUAAAUCUCGACGAAAUUCCAAUUCCACCCGAACAACAACACGAAACACCAGAGCAGCGGGUAACUUCAUCUAACUUCCAGGCAAUUUUCUAAUUUCUCUCAUUUUUUCCAGCAUCUUCGCCUUAUGAAAUCAUCUCGUGAAUGGGAUCGCGGAAAAGGUUUAUACACCCAAUGGAUUGAAAAACAACGAGAUGAUCGAAAUGACGAAUUUCGACCACCGGAUGUAUAUUAG